Molecule: messenger RNA, 809 nt
Organism: Folsomia candida
Lineage: Eukaryota; Metazoa; Arthropoda; Collembola; Entomobryomorpha; Isotomidae
Gene: mRpL43
Product: 39S ribosomal protein L43, mitochondrial
Exons: 3
Coding region: 102-626 (174 amino acids)
Biological process (GO): mitochondrial translation
Cellular component (GO): mitochondrial large ribosomal subunit
Molecular function (GO): structural constituent of ribosome
Source: RefSeq, a predicted model, not a curated record
UGAUGAUGAGAUUAGGUGAAAAAUAUUAGGCCGGUGAUCACACGCUUGAUUUUAUGUUCUAAAAGUAAUUUAUUAUCAAUUAGUUGUGUGACAACGUUGACAUGUCUGUGAACAGUUUAUUUACAAAGUCGGGCUACGUGACAGCCCCCUUAGCGAACGGGGUGGGUCGUUAUAUUCCGCAGUGUCUGCGAAUGACCAUCAAAUUCUGCAAGUCGCACGGAGGCAGUCGCGGAGUUCGGGAGUUCAUUGAGAAUCACUUGGUUGAAUUUGCUCGACAGAAUCCUGGGACAGUGGUUUAUCUCAAACCUCGACGACAUAGAAGCCCUGUCGUGGUCGCAGAGUAUUUAAAUGAAGGUCGUGAGUGGAUGCCACUUCAUGACAUGCCCUGUGAAGAAAUAAUCAAAUGGUUAGGAGUACUGAGGACAUCUGCAGGAUAUGGAGAAAUGCAUUAUCGAAGUUAUCAACACACAGAUACACCAUCCAUACAAGGCCCGUGGACCCCUUUCACUCAUCAGCCACCAGAAAAGAACAUUAUGACUUUCCCCAAUGACGCAUGCCAGGACCCACCAUUGCUGAAACCUAGUGCUACAGAAAUUAUUAAGAAAAUGUAUCAAAACCAGUCUUAGUCUGCGUGGUAAUAUGUAAGAUUAUGCUUACUGACAAAGCGUUUUUUGUAUGUGCAGAAAGUAGCGUCUCUAUAUAAUAAUUAGUAUUCCUGGUAAUUUUAAGAAUUUAUAUUAAGAAUUUAGUACAUGUAUUUAUGUUUGUAGUAUGUGUGUAUGUUUUUAUUGGAUAAAUAUUGAAAGACA